Molecule: messenger RNA, 3012 nt
Organism: Mangifera indica (mango)
Lineage: Eukaryota; Viridiplantae; Streptophyta; Magnoliopsida; Sapindales; Anacardiaceae
Product: probable ADP-ribosylation factor GTPase-activating protein AGD14
Exons: 14
Coding region: 294-2495 (733 amino acids)
Molecular function (GO): GTPase activator activity
Source: RefSeq, a predicted model, not a curated record
CUCUCUUUAGAGAGGAAAAAAAAAAAACAUUUUCUCUCUCUUUCUUCUUAGGAAAAUCAGACUUUGGUUUUUCUCGUAGCUGUGCAAAAACAGAGCCAUGGUUUCCAAACCUUGAAAGAUCUGCAACUCCUUUCUCUCUCUCUGUGUGUCUACUGCACUUUAUUUAUUGGACCAAAGUAACUCUAAGUUGCGGAUCUCUAUCAGGAACAAUCAUCACCAGCUCAAAAGAAGCACCCUAAAUUAGACCAACUUUUUUCCCUUUGCAGUUGCACCUUCCAAUAUAGGAAGCUGGAAUGGCGAAUCGAGUGAAGGAAGAGGAGAAAAACGAGCGGAUAAUUCGGGGUCUCCUUAAACUUCCUGAUAAUCGCAGAUGUAUUAAUUGUAACAGUCUGGGACCACAGUAUGUUUGCACAAAUUUCUGGACAUUUGUUUGCACCACUUGCAGUGGAAUACAUCGGGAGUUUACACACAGAGUGAAAUCAAUAUCAAUGGCUAAAUUUACUUCACAAGAAGUUAGUGCUCUUCAGGAAGGUGGGAAUCAGCGUGCCAAAGAAAUUUAUUUUAAAGAAUGGGAUCCACGGCAUCACUCUGCUCCUGAUAGCAGUAAUGUUGCUAGACUUCGAGAUUUCAUCAAACAUGUUUAUGUGGAUAGAAAAUACAGUGGUGGUGAGAGGAAUUAUGACAGGCCUCCGAGGGCAAAGAUGGGUGACAAGGAAGACUUCUAUGAGAAAGGAGGAUCCCGAAGCCCACCAUAUGAAGAUACCUUUGAGCGUCGCUACGGUGACAGGUCUAGUCCUGGUGGAAGAAGUGAUGAUAGGAAUUCUAGAUAUGGUUAUGAUGAGAGAAGAAGUCCUGGAUACGAGCAAGAAAGUCGGCAGUAUGGUGAUUAUAGAAGUAGUCCUCCUCGUCCUGAGAUUGUCAAUGAUUGGCGCAGAGAUGAUAGGUUUGGAAAUGGCCGGAAGUUUGAAGAUCGUAGAAUAUCUGAUGGAGAUUCAAAACUGGAAGGCAGGUCACCUGAACGAACAAAAGGUCUGGAUUCGUCUAGUCCCCCUAUGGCUCGUCCAGUUAGGGAAAUUUUAGGAGAAAAUGUAUUGCCUCUUCGAAUAAGUGAACCUCCUAAAGUCAAUGGUGGCAGGGCUGCUGAUGGCUCUGCUCAUGCACAGAGAACUGCAUCUUACAGCAGCUUGGGAUCUGCUAAUGAGAAUCCGGCUGAAAUCAAAUUGGAGAGUACUGGAAGUUUAAUUGAUUUUGAUGCUGAUCCUGAGCCUCCCACUACUGCAGCAGCUACCCAAGCACAACAGACUAUUCAACCUCAAUCUGUUGCACAGCCAGCAAGUCAAACCAAUGACAAUAAUUGGGCCUCUUUUGAUUUUGUCCCCGAAACAAGAGUAUCUCAAGCUCCAAAUUUGAAUACUUUGGAAUCUAUCUUUUCUCUAGAAGUAUCUUCAAUACCCGGUGGUGCAGGUGCUCCAAUAACUGCAUCUGUGGCUCAUGUUGGUGUAUUACCAGUUGGUGGUAGCUUACCUGUUGCACCUGUGGGGCAAGCACCGAUUUCUCCCUUUAUUACUGUUGCCCCUGCAGCUGCACCAGUAAGUGGAUUUGCUUCAUUUCCCUCAGCUAAUGCUUUGGCAGCUGCCCCAGGAACAACACAUGUAUUGUCUGGGAAUGCAGGUAAUUCCUUUAGUAUGCAGUAUCAACAACAUCCUUUAUUUUCUGCUGCUGCUAGUCAAAAUGUUGCACCACAACUUACAGUUCCAGUUCAUGGAGCUUCAAGCAAUCAGCCAUGGAAUUUGUCUCAUGCUCAGAAUUCACAGGGGCUUCUGAGUGCACCAGCUGUUCAAGCACCUAAAUUUGUCACAAAAUCUGCAGAGGUCAAUUCUGGAAGUGUCUUACAACCUUCCCCUGUGGAAGUUAAGUCAACUGGCACGAAAGAACUGCCUGAGGAUCUGUUUGCUUCAACUUAUUCAUCCUUUCAAGCAGUUCCUGGGUGGCAAAAUGGUCCACCUAAUGCCAUGGGGUUCUCAAUGCAAUAUAAUACUGCAGUGCCCAUGCCCACUUUGGUGAAGUCAAGGUCGAUGAACCCAUUUGAUGCCAACAGCGAAUCAACACCAGUUCAAGCCCAAACAUUUCCUUCCAUGGCAUCCUUACAAGGUGCUUUGCCAAAUUUGUCUCCUCCUCCUGGCUUAUUAAGCACUUCCAGCCUAGGUACCCCAUCAACAGCUUGGAUGGCACCCCAACCAUCACCUCAACCAUUUUUCAUGCCUUCCCAAACACCAACUUAUGGAGCUCCAAGUAAAACCACUUCUGUUGGGGCGUAUAUGAGGCCACAAGUACCCAGUAACAUCUCACUUUCCGGGCAGCAAGGAGUUGGGGGAUUUGGGAGCCAGGGGGCUGGUUUCAGCCUUAUGAAUCCAGAACAACAGCUGGCAGGUAGAUACUCAGCUCCUGCUACACCACAACCUUUCUCCUCGACUGGGGGCAACCCAUUUGGGUAAUUACAAAGAACAAAAUUCUUUUAAUACUGUUUUAGUAUAAGCAUCGUCUUGUUGCUAUCUGUCAACUUGCUGGGCAGAAAGUUUUGGUUCCGUCACUGUAGUUAGAUAAUCCAACCCAAUGAUAAAUUUGUCAAGUUCAACUCUGUGGUCAGGGCUAAAUGUCCAUAUUCACCAUGGGAAAUAGAUUGAUGCUGUCACAAAAAAAGUCAUUGAGAGGAAGAGAGUUAAUUUAGGAGGGGUACAGAAACCUCCAUUGGGAAUUAAGGGUUUUUUUUUUUGUCCAUGCAGUAUGUUGUGUAUUUGGUAUCUUUGAUGUUACAUUGAUAGUGUUCUAUGUGCUGCCUGUUGCCCUUAGAAAUUGUACAAUUUUUCUUUUGUUAUGUUGUAUUAUUUUGCCAGCUGUUCAUUAUUGUGGCGAGUUAUUUGAGUCUGUGAAAAGUCCGUAGUUCAAUUAUUACAGCUAAGUACAGUUUGAAUGCUAAAUAUUAAUCAAGAUUGAGAUGAGUCUUAUAGCGCU